Parasteatoda tepidariorum (common house spider) is the source of this 1779-nucleotide messenger RNA. RefSeq lists its product as uncharacterized. The record is from RefSeq and is a predicted model, not a curated record. Gene Ontology annotation, cellular component: nucleus. Gene Ontology annotation, molecular function: DNA-binding transcription factor activity, RNA polymerase II-specific; RNA polymerase II transcription regulatory region sequence-specific DNA binding. NCBI's taxonomy places the organism in Eukaryota, Metazoa, Arthropoda, Arachnida, Araneae, Theridiidae. Gene Ontology annotation, biological process: regulation of transcription by RNA polymerase II.
UUGUAAUUUUGUUCAGUAUUUGUCCCUCAUCUAAACUGAUCGCGCGUCGCUUAUUUUGCUGAUUCUUUUUCCAAAAAAAAAAAAGUGUCCUUGAAAUAAAUUGCAAAGGAAAAAAAAUAUGAAAAGAAAAUGACGUCGACCCGUAUUUUUUCGAGAAAUUAAUAAAUUCAGAGAUUUGUAGUUGAGCGAAAAAACUAAGCAAUUAUGCUUUCAAAAGUUUUAUAAAGUGAGAAGAAAAUAUAUUUUGCAACCACCUGAGAUGUCGAAAGAUUUGUCGAGAGGCAAAAUAUCUCCGACACCUUCUACAGACAGUUCAUUACAGACAUCUUCUUCACCACAGUCCACCCCUUGUAUAGCGAGGAACCCUUUUUCGAUUGUUAGUAUUCUAAGUCGAAGUGAUCCAAAAAGAAGAUCUCCUUUUUAUGAGGAACCACAACUACAGACACAAAAUCCUGUAACUAGGCUGUACUUAGACUCUCAGUUACCUGUUCUAAGACCUCCCGCAUUUUUACCGGUAGGUCCUCUAAGCGGACAUUUAAAUAGAAAACCUACUCCAUGGUUUCCCUGGGCCCAUGCGAAUUCUUCUGUACAAGAUGCCACAUUAGGGUUAUGUCAGCCGACGAGCAGCUCUCCACCGGCCGACGAAUUCCUCAACUCCGACAGCCGAGCAUCCAGUCCCUUAUCCCCGGGUGCCAUCAACGACGACAAUCCCCACCCACACGGCCAGGGAAGCGGAGGAACAGUUGGCGGUUGCGGCAAUGGCGGCUCCACGGGAACAGGCAGUAACGGCGACAGUGAUUCCAAGAAGAGUAAAAACAACCGUCGUAAGAAAAAAACUCGUACUGUUUUUACUCGCAGUCAAGUGUUCCAACUUGAAUCGACAUUCGACAUGAAACGAUAUCUAUCUAGUUCUGAGCGUGCCGGCUUAGCUGCAUCCCUACAUUUAACAGAAACUCAAGUGAAAAUAUGGUUCCAAAAUCGGCGCAACAAGUGGAAACGUCAACUAGCAGCUGAGCUUGAGGCUGCCAAUAUGGCUCAUGCUCAAAGGAUGGUUAGAGUCCCUAUUUUGUAUCACGACACUGGUUCCUCUUCAGUGGCGGCAACGGAAAACUCGACACUUAGUGUAGCAACUUAUCCGUCGCUCUACUACCACCACGCCUCUUUUGCCAACAGCCAAGGUGGUACACGUGCCCCUCUACCUAGUCUGGUAUGAUAACAACUUCAUAUCAAACUGAUUUAUUGUUCGUUAUCUUUAAUCGGAUAACUUUUGCCAAAGGAACAAAAUGCAGUAGUGCUUCCUUACUGUUACUAUUGACAAUAAAGCUUCAAGCUGUAUUUCCUCUGAAACUAUAAUUCUUCACACAAAGCGUCUUCAUUAAAAUAGUGUAGUGUGGACUUUUACUUGUUUCAACUCAAAUAUUUUGGCUGCUUUUAGAAACAAGUAUUAAAAAAAUAUGAUUGGACCAAGAACUUCAUAUAAUCGUGUUAUUAAAAGGUUUGUGUAUACAUUCUUUGAUUUGCACUACAAUUGCUUUGUUUGUUUAUAAAUUUAAUGUAUUUUUUGUUGUUUGGAGGAGAAUGCAGCAAAGUUACAAAAAAAUCAUCGUCUGUUGUAUGUGAUUAUUAUGAUGCAAAUCAGCAUUAAAGAGCUAAAUCGAGUUAUUUGUUUGUUUUUUGUGACAUAAACGGAUUUUUACAAGAUCGGCACAAUUUUGUAAAAAUGUUGUAUUUUGGAUUUACUAUGCUUGGUUAAAUACUUACCAAGGUGUUGAUACUAUU